Molecule: messenger RNA, 2513 nt
Organism: Condylura cristata (star-nosed mole)
Lineage: Eukaryota; Metazoa; Chordata; Mammalia; Eulipotyphla; Talpidae
Gene: ZBTB22
Product: zinc finger and BTB domain containing 22
Exons: 1
Coding region: 67-1977 (636 amino acids)
Biological process (GO): regulation of transcription by RNA polymerase II
Molecular function (GO): protein binding; DNA-binding transcription factor activity, RNA polymerase II-specific; RNA polymerase II cis-regulatory region sequence-specific DNA binding
Source: RefSeq, a predicted model, not a curated record
CCCCCCGGCCGCCCUCCUUCUUUCCUUGUUCCUGUGGCUGGGGGGGUUAUCCCCUCCCUCCACACCAUGGAGCCAUCUCCUCUGUCUCCCAGCGGGGCAGCACUCCCCCUGCCUCUGUCACUGGCUCCACCCCCACUGCCCCUGCCUGCAGCUGCAGUGGUACAUGUGUCCUUCCCUGAGGUAACCAGCGCCCUCCUGGAGUCCCUCAAUCAGCAGCGGCUGCAGGGCCAGCUCUGUGACGUGUCCAUCCGAGUACAGGGCCGAGAAUUCAGGGCUCACCGUGCUGUCCUGGCUGCCUCCUCCCCUUACUUCCACGACCAGGUCCUACUCAAGGGCAUGACCUCCAUCUCGCUGCCCAGCGUCAUGGACCCAGGGGCCUUCGAGACUGUUCUGGCUUCAGCUUACACUGGCCGCCUCAGCAUGGCCGCUGCUGACAUUGUCAACUUCCUCACUGUGGGGUCUGUGCUGCAAAUGUGGCACAUUGUGGAUAAGUGUACUGAACUCCUCCGAGAAGGCCGGGCCUCAGCUACCACCACCACCAUCACCACUGCUGCGGCCACCUCAGUCACUGUCCCUGGUGCUGGGGUGCCAUCCGGGAGUGGGGGCACUGUGGCCUCUGCCACCAUGGGCUCUGUGCGCUCCCAUGCCUCCAGUCGGGCCAGUGAGAAUCAGUCCCCUAGCAGCAGCAACUACUUCAGUCCCCGGGAGUCUGCUGAUUUCUCAUCUUCCUCCCAGGAAGCAUUUACAGCUUCUACAGUGGGUAGUGUGGAGCGUCGUGGAGGUGGGCCUGUAUUCCCAGCCCCUGUGGUUGGGAGUGGGGGGGCUACUUCUGGAAAGCUGCUGCUGGAGGCAGAUGAGCUAUGUGACGAUGGGGGAGAUGGGAGAGGUGCUGUGGUCCCCGGGGCUGGGCUGCGGCGAGCCACCUAUGCACCCCCUAGCAUCAUGCCUCAGAAACGCUGGGUAUAUGUGAAGCGGGGUGGAAACUGUCCAGCACCGACACCCCUGGUUCCCCAAGACCCAGAUCUGGAAGAGGAUGAGGAGGAGGAAGACCUAGUGUUGACCUGUGAGGAUGAUGAAGAUGAAGAGCUAGGGGGCGGAUCCAGGGUUCCAGCAGGGGGUGGACCUGAAGCUACCCUUAGCAUAAGUGAUGUCCGGACCCUGACAGAGCCUCCAGAGAAGGGAGAGGAGCAGGUCAAUUUCUGUGAGUCUUCUAAUGACUUUGGCCCCUAUGAGGGUGGGGGUCCCGGGGCAGGGCUUGAUGAUUCAGGGGGGCCAACUCCCUCUUCCUAUGCUUCCUCCCACCCUCCUCGGCCCCUGCUUCCGCUGGACAUGCAGGGCAACCAGAUCCUAGUCUUCCCAUCAUCUUCAUCCUCCUCCUCACAGGCUCCAGGCCAGCCACCAGGGAUCCAAAGUGAACAUGGGGCAGUGACCCUGGGGAACACAUCCACAGGGGGUCUGGGUGUGCCCAGUGGCCCUGGUGGGACCCCUGGAGGAACAGGCAGUGGAGAUGGGAAUAAGAUCUUCCUGUGCCACUGUGGGAAGGCCUUCUCCCACAAGAGCAUGCGUGACAGGCAUGUGAACAUGCACCUCAACCUGCGGCCCUUUGACUGCCCAGUGUGCAACAAAAAGUUCAAGAUGAAGCAUCAUCUGACUGAGCACAUGAAGACUCACACAGGCCUCAAGCCCUACGAAUGCAGUGUCUGCGCCAAGAAGUUCAUGUGGAGAGACAGCUUCAUGCGCCACAGGGGACAUUGUGAACGCAGGCACCGCCUAGGUGGGGGUGGGGCUGGGGCCCCAACAGGACCCGGGGGCCCUACUGGACCAGCCUUGCCUCCCAAGAGAGAGUCCCCUGGGGUGGGUGGCGGAAGCAGCGAUGAAGCCAGUGGAGUCACCACACCUUCCAGCCGCAGGGUCUGGUCCCCACCCAGCGUCCCCAAGGUGGAGAUGGGUUUCAGUGGGGGUGGAGGAGCAAAUUGAUGGGUGGUAGCUUUCAGGGAAGAGGGAUUAGGGAGAAAGAGCCAGGGGGCUUGGUCCCCAGAUGACCCCCCACUACACUUACUGUCUUCCUUAUCUCUUUGGACUUGUAUAUAUUCUGGAGGGGGAAUCACAUUGCACCAUGGGAAGCCCCAUUCCACUCCAUAGCCCUGUAGAGUAUUCCCAGAACCAAGCCUUUCCUUCCCCUCAGAUGGGAACACUGAAGCCCUAGCUCCAGAGUAGGGCACAAAUGGGGGGGGCGGGAAGGGGAAAGGGGCCUGUUGAGCAGCCUGGAGCCACAAGGUCAAGGGUCAGGUGGUUGUAGUCUGUACCUGAAGUCUGUGUUGUAUUGUUGUGGGAACCAGGCCUUUGAGUCACACCCUUGUCCUAGAAUCUACCCUGUUCCCCCUCCCAAGGAUGUGCCCUUUAUUUCUACCCUAUCCUUCCUCCUACCCUCCUUUGGUGCCCCCCCCCACUCCAUCAUCACCACCACCACCACACACACACUCAAUUCUCACUGAGGAGGGGUUGGAGAGAAG